This is a messenger RNA of Salvelinus namaycush (lake trout), 1829 nucleotides long. RefSeq names its product SAP30-binding protein-like. Bases 19 to 984 code for a protein of 321 amino acids. The transcript is spliced from 10 exons. Gene Ontology annotation, cellular component: nucleus. NCBI's taxonomy places the organism in Eukaryota, Metazoa, Chordata, Actinopteri, Salmoniformes, Salmonidae. Gene Ontology annotation, biological process: regulation of DNA-templated transcription. The record is from RefSeq and is a predicted model, not a curated record.
UAUGCGACCGGUGGAGAAAUGGCGAACAGCAAAAAUAGUGUACUUCUCUCUUCUUUGGCGGAGUAUGGAGACGACUCUGAGGCAGAUUCCAACCCAGAAACCGAAGAAACAGAGAACCAUGGAGUAGGCCUGGUGUCGGCUGCCUACGGAGAGGACGACAUUAGCCGGAUUGAGGAUGGCGACGACAAGGCAUCUGGAGACGAGGACAGCGUGGAGAGCUCCCGUAACUCCGAAAUGGAUGAGUCUGACGAGGGGGGAGACACAGAUGAUUAUAAGGAGAUCCCAGAGGCAGAGAGGAGAGACCCCAAUGAGCUGGUCGCUCUGUUCUCAGAGAAAGUGAGGAACAUGUCACCUGACAAGAUCCGGAUCCCCCCUGAACCACCAGGACGCUGCUCCAGUCACCUACAGGUGAAGAUCCAGAAGCUGUAUGAGAAGAAUCUACAUGGAGACUUUGACACAAACAACCACAUUCAGAGGAAAAAAGAGUUCAGGAAUCCCAGUAUCUAUGAGAAACUCAUCCAGUUCUGUGGCAUAGAUGAACUGGGAACCAACUACCCUAAAGACAUGUUUGAUCCUCACGGCUGGUCAGAGGACUCUUACUAUGAGGCCCUGGCCAAAGCUCAGAAAGUAGAGAUGGAUAAGCUGGAGAAAGCCAAGAAGGACAGGACGAAGGUGAGGACCACAGGCGUUUUAAUUGACUUGAAGAGGCCACCCGAGAUUGAGUUUGUGACGGCCACUAAGAAGGGCAGCAACCCCACCAACGCAGCAGUUCCCACAACCAAUACUGCUGCUAGUACAGCUACAGAAGCUCAGAAGAGGAAGAGUAAGUGGGACUCUGCGGUGCCCGUGACCCUGGCCCAACCCGCCCUGCUCACUACCAUGGCAAACCUGCCAGCGGUUGUCUCCGUGACGACCACCGCCAGCGGAACCAAGACCACCGUAAUUUCUGCCGUAGGCACCAUCCUGAAGAAAGCCAAGCAGUGAACAGAGAGGAAGUGUGUGUUUUGGAUGGAUGAGAGGAUGGAUGGAUGAGAGGAUGGAUGGAUGAGAGGAUGGAUGAGAACGUGUGUAAGCGAGAGAAGUGUGUUGGGGUGUAUGGUCCUGUGUGACUAUUGCUAUGAGAGAGAAUGUCUUCAGAAAAUAUGGAACAUUUCUAUAUUCAUCUAGCCAUACAAGACUUCUGCAUCUCUCCUUCUGUCUUCUGGGAUGUUUGAUCUACAGGAUGUGGUCAAUGGACUCCAUCUUGACUUGAGAUUUAAUAAGACUCUUUGUACAUUUUUAUUUAUAUCAAUGUGAGAUUCCACUUUCAUCCAGCUCUCCAGUCAGCACUCUGUUGAAGUUAUGCAUUGAUCUGUUUUUUGUUUCUGUCAGCUCGAAACUGGGUUUAGAUGUUAGCUAAAGACUGUCCGUUGGGAAAACCAUCCUACCUAGGAAGUAACCUAGUUAUGGCAUAAGUUACUAGUCUCAUGUCUGAAACUUGAAGAUUUAGUCUCUCGCUUCCAUCCUCCAGUAAAGUGGUUUCUUACACUAUCUACCCAUCUGUUAUGGUAAAGUAUAUAUUUGUAUUAUUUUUGGGCUCCACAAAAGGAUUCUGUUCUACCCAGAGUGUAUAUAUGGGCUGUGUUUUGAUCAUGUACUGGAAUGUGGUCUAGAGAAGAUGAAAGAGGAAUACUCAGACUAUGGAUAUUUGCAUCAAUGUUCCUUGCCUCAUUUAAUUUUAAAUGGCCUAUUCAAAGAGCUUAGGGGGAAUCAUUUUUACAAAUGUACAUAUAUAUCGCUGAUGAUGAUGGUAUGAUCAAUAAAAUAUAUACGUCAUACUGCCUUUUCAA